Messenger RNA from Pseudovirgaria hyperparasitica, 1125 nucleotides. Its product is annotated as heme-dependent catalase. Gene Ontology annotation, molecular function: heme binding. The transcript has 4 exons. Bases 1 to 1125 code for a protein of 374 amino acids. The record is from RefSeq and is a predicted model, not a curated record. NCBI's taxonomy places the organism in Eukaryota, Fungi, Ascomycota, Dothideomycetes, Acrospermales, Acrospermaceae.
AUGUCGGACAAAUAUAUCAAAUGGGAUGCCCCAGGCGUGGAAGUUGUCCAGCCCGGCGAGAAGGAGAAGAUUCAGGAAGUAUCGAAUCAGUUCCAGCGCAUGCAGAUGAUGAAUUUCAACGAACACCAUCACUGUCUGCGCGGAACACAUUUGAAGACACAGGGUUGCGUCAUGGGCAAAUUCUACGUCAACGACAACCUCCCAGCCCACCUCGCACAAGGCAUGUUCGCCAAGCCAGGCGCCUACGACGUAAUCAUGCGCUACUCCUCGCUCACGCCCAAGCUGGUACCCGACAACAUCCCCGCGCCGCGCGGCAUCGGCAUGAAGAUCUUCGGCGUCGAAGGCGAGAAGAUCUGGGGCGAGGACAAGCACACGCAGGACUGGACCAUGAACAACUACCCCGUGUUGGAGCUGCGCGACCCAAAGACGACAAACGAGAUUGCGGACAGCUUGGAGCGCAACUGGGACGACCUGCCUACAUUUGCAAAGGAGUGUGCGGCGAGGCCGGAUGCAGAGUUGGCGUGUUUGCCGGCGAGAUUGCCGAGGCAGCAUAUGUUUGCCAUGCCCGAGUACUCGCAGUCUGCAUACCGCUUUGGCGACUACGUUGCUAAAUUUGGCGUCUUUCCACUCGGCGAAGAGCAGAAGAAGUGGGAAGACAAGCUCAUUGGAGAGAACGAGCCGAUCAACAUCAUCUCUCAGGGCCUGCGCGACUUCCACAUGAAGCACAAAGUCACGUAUUCUUUCUGCGCGCAGCUGCUACAGAACCUCGACGAUCAGCCUGUCGACGACAUUGGCAUCGAAUGGGACGCCAACAAGUACCCCUUUGAGCAACUUGGCUAUCUCGAGUUUGAGCCGCAGGAUAGCUGGCUGCCGGAGUUUCGGGUUUGGUGGGAUGACCGGAUCACAGUCAAUAGCUGGCACGGCUUGAAGGUGCACCAGCCGCUGGGCGGCACCAAUCGCAUGCGUCGCGUCGUGUAUGCGGAGAGUAGGAAGUUGAGGUUGAGAGUGAAUGGGCAUAAGGACUAUAUCGAGCCAGCCAGUGUAAACGAGGUUCCUGCACCUGUAGCGCCGCCUCAGGUACCGGCGAGACAGAGUGCAAUCUCUACCGUGGAAGCGGCAGCAUAA